AUUGGCUUAGUAUGAUACCCUUUUUUUAACUUUAUUGUGGUGCUCAUCUUUCCAUAAUAGCACUGCACUCUGCAGCAGACAAUCUAGUGUACAGUAAAUAUUAUUUUCCCCCCCGUGUGAAAAUGUGGAUUACAGCGCUUCUGUUCGUCGCUUGAAGCUUACAUGCUACAUGCUCAUGUAAAUAUAUGCCCAUUGAGACAAUAACACAAGUAAACACAUAACACAUGAGCGUGCUCGAGGAAAGCCGCUUGCAAUACAGCGCCGUGGAAGUACGCAUGACCGACGGAACGGGUUGGGGUCUAUUCACAUCUCAUGCCGUACGCAAGGGCGAUAUGCUUUUACAGGAACUACCAUUAGUUGUACUGGAUAUAAAGUACGAUGCCACACCUGCAACGCAGCAGAAGUUUCAGAAAACUAUACAAUGGGCGAGCAGAUGGACAGCACAAGGAGGACCUAUGAAUGAGUAUCCAAAAGAAUUUCGAAAGUUAAUGGACGAUUGUGUGUGUGAGUGCGUUCAGGAGAUAUUCAAUUCACAAAGUGGUGAUGUACAACGGAAAUGGAUGGCGCUACACGACGCAAAGACACCUAAUGACACGGUGAUCACGGCAUCGAAACUGUUCUAUCUGAAUGGACUUAAUAGCGAGAAAGGGCGACUGCUGAAUGGUUUAGAGUGUAUCAUACUGUCAACAGCGCCAAUGUCCAACGGAAGAUGGGCUGCAAGACUAACAUACGAUGGCAAGGAUUUGAGCGUCAAAAAGGACUCACUGAAGAAGAAGAUUCCAGGCAAUGUGGCCUCUACCAAUUCCUUCUCCGUGGGUGGCUAUGACGGUGUGGGACAAAAACUAGGUUUGUAUGAAGUGCUGUCGAGAAGCAAUCACUCAUGCGAGCCUGGGACAUCGAGGUCGAUUGACGCGAAUGGGCUGGCGGUACUGAGAGCUGAGCGAGCCUUUUCCCAAGGAGAACAGGUGUAUACACGGUAUAUAGCCGGGAGUUUGCCAUAUGAAGCUCGUCAGAGUGAAUUGCGUGACAAGUACGGGUUUGAUUGCGGUUGUCAAAAAUGCGAAGCAGAGCGACGGGUGUAGGGCUUGUACGUGAGAUAGGAGACAAUGCUUCCUGGAAAUAGUAAUUAUUAUUUCGUGUGUGUUAAAACAUGCGUGGGCCACCUCGGGCCUUUGUGUGUACUCAUGCCCUAGGAAAGCAACUGUAAACUAGGAAACAACAAGGAUAGCCACAUCGUGACAUACCACCAGCGGUAUUUCAAACAUUUAAUACUCUGUCACGGGCGUAUAUGCAAGCGCACGUAUACCGGAAAUAUCACAUGUGCUAAUUUCUAGGGACCGCGAACGCAUACCAUUGCGUCAUGUAUACCGACGAAUUGCAUAUACCAAUAUAAGAGUGUGGUGCAGCCAGCUCUUCCUACUGCGUCAGUAGCUACGUCUAUAGGUGUAUGUUAUGUACAUUUAUUAUUUUACCACUGUGUUACAUGCGGCUGUUACAGUUGGAACAGGUCCUAUUUCGUGGCCUGUAUUGGAUAGUACGGCCCGCGAGCCCGAUACCUUCCCAUUAGGCGCAAUAAACUGAAAGUCGCGUAUAUUGCGUACUUCACCAUGUUUGAAGCCGAGUGCAAAUAGGCGAUACUAGCAGACCAUAUAAUUAUGAGAUAGAAUGAUCAUUGCGUCUGAUUCAAGACCAGCCAAGCCCGAGCAAAAUUAUACAGGGCGCUUCAUCAUCGCUAUAUGUAGCUUUAAAGGCAAGAAACAUCACAAAUCAAUAA
Molecule: messenger RNA, 1774 nt
Organism: Sphaeroforma arctica JP610
Lineage: Eukaryota; Ichthyosporea; Ichthyophonida
Exons: 1
Coding region: 225-1082 (285 amino acids)
Cellular component (GO): nucleus
Molecular function (GO): protein binding
Source: RefSeq, a predicted model, not a curated record